This is a messenger RNA of Poecile atricapillus (Black-capped chickadee), 1801 nucleotides long. It is a transcript of the gene PDGFC, whose product is annotated as platelet derived growth factor C. Gene Ontology annotation, molecular function: platelet-derived growth factor receptor binding; growth factor activity. Gene Ontology annotation, cellular component: membrane. Gene Ontology annotation, biological process: positive regulation of MAP kinase activity; positive regulation of cell population proliferation; positive regulation of protein autophosphorylation. The record is from RefSeq and is a predicted model, not a curated record. The transcript is spliced from 6 exons. NCBI's taxonomy places the organism in Eukaryota, Metazoa, Chordata, Aves, Passeriformes, Paridae. Bases 247 to 1284 code for a protein of 345 amino acids.
GGAAAAAAAAAAAAAAAAAAGAAGCUAAAGGGAAACAAAACUUGGAGACACAGAAAAGGGCUCUAGGAAAAAGUUUUGGAUGGGAUUAUGUGGAAACUACCCUGCAAUUCUCCGCUGCCAGAGCAGGCUCAGUGCUGCCUUCUCCCCAGCGGCGCAGCCCGCGCCGGGCGCUGCUGAGAGACGCCCGGGCCUCGGUGCCGCGCCGCCAGUGCCUGCUGUGCCGGAGCCCCUCGCCCCGCCGGCCCAAUGCUCCUCCUCGGGCUGCUCCUGCUGACAGCUGCCCUGGCCGGCCGGAGGCAGGGGGCCGUCGCCGAGUCCGAUCUCAGCAGCAAGUUCGCCUUCUCCGGCGCCAAGGAGCAGAACGGUGUGCAGGACCCUCACCAUGAGAAGAUAAUUACUGUGACUACUAAUGGGAGUAUUCACAGCCCCAAGUUUCCACACACAUACCCACGCAACACUGUGCUAGUGUGGAGAUUAGUGGCACUGGAUGAAAACGUGUGGAUACAACUUACUUUCGAUGAAAGAUUUGGGCUUGAGGACCCAGAAGAUGAUAUUUGCAAGUAUGACUUUGUAGAAGUUGAAGAGCCCAGUGAUGGCACUGUUUUAGGGCGCUGGUGUGGUUCCAGUAGUGUGCCAAGCAGACAAAUCUCCAAAGGAAACCAGAUCAGAAUAAGAUUUGUGUCUGAUGAAUAUUUUCCUUCUGAACCUGGAUUCUGCAUCCAUUAUACACUUCUUAUGCCACACCACACAGAAGCCCCCAGCCCAUCACUGCUACCCCCAUCAGCCUUGCCCUUGGAUGUAUUAAACAACGCCGUGGCUGGAUUUAGCACUGUGGAAGACCUUAUCCGCUAUCUUGAACCAGAUCGAUGGCAACUGGACUUGGAAGAUUUGUACAGGCCAACGUGGCAACUUCUUGGGAAAGCAUACAUUCAUGGAAGGAAGUCAAGAGUGGUGGACCUGAACCUCCUGAAGGAGGAGGCGCGGCUCUACAGUUGCACCCCGCGCAACUUCUCGGUGUCGCUGAGGGAGGAGCUGAAAAGGACGGACACCAUCUUCUGGCCACUGUGUCUGCUGGUGAAACGUUGUGGUGGAAACUGUGCCUGUUGUCAGCAGAGCUGCAAUGAGUGCCAAUGUGUGCCAACAAAAGUCACCAAAAAAUACCAUGAGGUUCUUCAGCUGAAGCCAAGGAUUGGUGUCCGAGGAUUGCAUAAAUCAUUGACAGAUGUACCCUUGGAACACCACGAGGAGUGUGACUGUGUGUGCAAAGGGAAUACUGAAGGAUAAACAUGAUUUAUUUGUGCUGUUUUCUUUCAAAGCACAUUCAAUCAAUGGCUGAUUCUAUUAUGGGGCUUGUGCAUUAUCUCCUUCUGUAAUCUCAGUUGUUUGCUUUGGGGAUCUUCCAUCUUGAAGAUUUACAGUGAGCUCUAAAAAGAGGAGAAGCCAAACUGGGAUUAUAUGUUGUGUGACAGCUCUGUUUGGAGGCCCAGUGAAAGGAUGGGAGAAAGGCAUCAAUGAGGGAUUUAAAAUAUAUGUAUUGUUGUUGUUCCCCACAAUUUUCUUGGCAAUACAUGGAUUUAUAAUUUAGGAGUAAAUAAUAGAUUUAGAAGGCUGACAUCAUGGAGACUUGAUCCUGCUGGCUGUCUCAUUUCUACAGCUCAAGUACAUCUGGCCUCUGGUUGAAAACACCUGAAAUCUUUCUGUGUUCAGCUACUCCUACGUACUCUAAAUCAAAAUGUUCUCUGUUGUAUAAACUUGGGUUAAAACAGACUGUCUUUUCCUGAAUUAAAUUUAAUUUGUCUAA